Messenger RNA from Abrus precatorius (Indian licorice), 1881 nucleotides. Its product is annotated as guanosine nucleotide diphosphate dissociation inhibitor 2. Gene Ontology annotation, cellular component: cytoplasm. Gene Ontology annotation, molecular function: Rab GDP-dissociation inhibitor activity. Gene Ontology annotation, biological process: vesicle-mediated transport; protein transport; small GTPase-mediated signal transduction. The record is from RefSeq and is a predicted model, not a curated record. Bases 187 to 1593 code for a protein of 468 amino acids. Lineage: Eukaryota; Viridiplantae; Streptophyta; Magnoliopsida; Fabales; Fabaceae. The transcript is spliced from 12 exons.
GGUGAGGGUAAGGAAAGAGGGGGUGUGUUGUUGCGUAGGGUGAUAUCAUCAUAGCGAUUUUCUUUUUAAAAAGUGGAUUGCAACUGCGAAGGUCAAGAGUGUAGUGAAGAAUAGAUCCGUUUCAGUUUCAUUGCUUCUGAAAACCCUAAAAACCCCUUUCGGUGAUCAUCGAGAUUUGGAUCGACGAUGGAUGAAGAAUACGACGUCAUCGUUUUGGGCACGGGUCUCAAGGAAUGCAUUCUCAGUGGUCUUCUCUCCGUCGAUGGUCUCAAGGUAUUCAUCUUUUCUUCUAUCUAUCGAUCCAAUCCGCAUAUUGUGCUAACUCUUGAGAUUCAUUGUUUUCAGGUUCUUCACAUGGAUAGGAAUGACUAUUACGGAGGAGAAUCCACGUCGCUCAAUCUUAUUCAGCUUUGGAAGAGAUUCAGGGGAGAUGACAAGCCUCCUCCACAUUUGGGCUCUAGCAAGGACUAUAAUAUCGAUAUGAACCCUAAGUUUAUUAUGGCUAAUGGAAAUUUAGUGCGGGUUCUCAUACAUACUGAUGUUACUAAGUAUCUAUAUUUCAAAGCUGUGGACGGGAGCUUUGUAUUUAAUAAAGGAAAGGUUCACAAGGUACCGUCAAAUGAUAUGGAAGCCUUAAAGUCCCCACUCAUGGGACUGUUUGAAAAACGCAGAGCACGCAAGUUUUUCAUUUAUGUUCAAAAUUAUGAUGAGAAUGAUCCUAAAACUCACGAGGGGAUGGACUUGACUAGAGUAACUACUAAAGAACUGAUAGCAAAAUAUGGCCUUGAUGAUAACACUGUGGACUUCAUUGGUCAUGCUUUGGCGCUUCAUAGAGAUGAUCGCUACUUGGGGGAGCCAGCACUGGACACUGUGAAGAGAAUGAAGUUAUAUGCAGAGUCUCUUGCACGCUUUCAAGGGGGAUCACCUUACAUAUAUCCUUUGUAUGGUUUAGGAGAGCUUCCUCAGGCAUUUGCACGGCUUAGUGCUGUUUAUGGUGGAACAUACAUGUUGAAUAAACCUGAAUGCAAGGUAGAAUUUGAUGAGGAAGGAAAGGUUGUUGGUGUCACAUCUGAAGGGGAAACUGCAAAGUGCAAAAAAGUUGUCUGUGACCCAUCAUACUUGCCCAACAAGGUGAGGAAAGUUGGUAGGGUUGCAAGGGCAAUAGCCAUCAUGAGCCACCCAAUCCCCAACACCAAUGAUUCCCAUUCAGUGCAAAUUAUUUUACCACAAAAGCAGUUGGGUCGGAAGUCAGACAUGUACCUAUUUUGUUGUUCAUAUUCCCACAAUGUUGCUCCAAAGGGGAAAUUUAUUGCAUUUGUAUCAACCGAGGCAGAGACAGAUCAGCCUGCAAUUGAACUAAAACCUGGAAUUGACCUUCUAGGACCUGUUGAUGAGAUAUUUUUUGAUAUCUAUGACAGAUGUGAACCAGUCAAUGAGUCCUCUUUGGACAACUGCUUUAUAUCAACAAGUUAUGAUUCUACUACUCACUUUGAGUCAACUGUAGAAGAUGUCCUCAACAUGUAUACAUCGAUAACUGGAAAGGUUAUUGACCUCAGUGUGGAUCUUAGUGCUGCUAGUGCUGCCGAAGAGUAAAGAAAACUGGGCGAUGUCCUUUAUGGUGUCUGUUUCAAUCCGUAUGGAUGGACUUGGCAAUGAAUGUUAUCAACGUUUAUAAUAAAUUAUGAUAUAAAAUGUUUAUUUUUUUUCUAAACAGAAAACCCUAAAGCUUGUAAAACAGAAUUGUGUGGCUGGGAAACUUUUUCCCUUCCAAAUGCUCUGGUUGUGCUUUAGUACAUUUAUUAUGUUGACAUACAUGGAUACCGUCUGCUGCAAUGUUUCGUAAAAUGUAGUUUUAUUUUCACACUACCAAUUGCUCGUCUC